GUGAAAGUGUAGAGUGCGUUUAUAUUUUCUUCCUUAGCUGGUGAUUAACUCGUAAAAACAGCAUAUAAAGAGACUUUCUGAACAGCAUCUUCAAUAUGUCUGUCGCAAAUGCGAAACAAACAAUAAUGAAUCCAACGAUUCCUUAUGCUGGGACCAUCCUGGGCGGACUUCAUCCCGGAGAGAUGGUGCUCAUCCAGGGCAGUGUCCCCAGUGACUCCGACAGGUUCCAGGUGGACCUGUCCUGCGGGAGCAGCGUGAAGCCUCGGGCAGAUGUGGCUUUUCAUUUCAAUCCUCGCUUCAAGCGCUCUCCCUACAUCGUCUGUAACACGCUGCAGAACGAGAGCUGGGAAAAAGAGGAGAUCCACUACCUGAUGCCCUUCAGGCACGGCGCUGCCUUUGAGAUCAUCAUACUCGUACAGAAAGAUUUGUUCAAGGUGGCGGUAAACGGCUCUCAUCUGCUGGAGUACAGGCACAGGUUAGAGCUCAAGAAGGUGGACACGCUGGCCGUAUCAGGGAAGGUUCAGAUCCAGGCCAUUGGGUUCAUUCCCAGUUCAGUGAGUAAGGACCCCAUCACACCUACAAACGUCGCUGUGAGCAAAAGAUCACUGUCUUAUUCAGUCAUGUCGGAGUCAGGUGACACGAGUCUUCCUUUUAGGAGCAAACUUGCGAAAGGAUUGCGUCCAGGAGACUCCAUUAUGGUGAAGGGGCAAAUCACUGAUUCCCCAAAGAGUUUCUCAGUAAACUUACGCAUCAGUAACUCAGAGGACAUUGCUUUUCACUUAAACCCUCGUUUCAAAACUGGAUCCUUUGUCCGAAACUCUUUCCUGUGGGGUUGCUGGGGGUCCGAGGAGCGCUCCCUCUCCAGCUUUCCCUUCUCACCUGGUCAAUACUUUGAGAUGAUCCUCCUGUGUGAAGCUCAGGAGUUUAAAGUGGCAGUAAACGGGUUCCACCAGCUGAGUUACAAGCACCGUGUGCAGGAUCUGAAUUGUGUGGAUGUGCUGGAGAUUGUGGGAGAUCUAGAGCUCAAGGAUGUCAAGAUGUGGUGAGCAGCUCCAG
Messenger RNA from Rhinichthys klamathensis goyatoka, 1056 nucleotides. RefSeq names its product galectin 8a (gene lgals8a). Lineage: Eukaryota; Metazoa; Chordata; Actinopteri; Cypriniformes; Leuciscidae. Gene Ontology annotation, molecular function: carbohydrate binding. The record is from RefSeq and is a predicted model, not a curated record. The coding region runs from base 96 to 1046 and encodes 316 amino acids. The transcript has 9 exons.